GCAAAACACACUGUUAAUGAACCAUACCUGUAAGCAAACUAAUCUAGCAUUGAAUAGCUUUCAGAAAUGGAGAUUGGCUUAGCAGUUGGUGGUGCAUUUCUAUCUUCAGCUUUGAAUGUUCUCUUUGAUAGGCUUGCUCCUCGGGGUGACCUGCUCAAGAUGUUUCAGAGGCAAAAGCAUGAUUUUCGACUCUUAGAGAAGCUGAGGAGGACUUUGUGUGGUUUCCAGGCUGUGCUAAGUGAUGCAGAGAAUAAGCAGGCAUCAAAUCCAAACGUGAGUCAGUGGCUUAAUGAACUUCGGGAUGCUGUGGACAGUGCUGAAAACUUAAUCGAAGAGGUCAAUUAUGAAGUAUUGAGACUUCAAGUGGAAGGUCAGCAUCAAAAUCUUUCAGAAACAAGCAAACAACAAGUAAGUGACCUGAACUUGUGUUUGAGUGGUGAUUUUAUUAUUAACAUAAUGGAGAAAUUGGAAUACACCAUUGAAACGCUGGAGGAGUUGCAAAAGCAAAUUGGUCACCUUGGCCUAAAAGAGUAUCUUUAUUCAGUUAAACAAGAAACUAGAAGACUUUCAACUUCUGUGGUUGAUGAAUCUGAUAUCUUUGGUAGGCAGAAUGAAAUAGGGGAAUUGAUCGACCGUAUAUUGUCGGUUGAUGCAACUGGAAACAAACUGACUGUAAUUCCUAUUGUUGGAAUGGCUGGGAUUGGCAAAACAACACUUGCUAAAGCUGUUUACAAUGAUGAGAAGGUGAAAGACCAUUUUGAUUUGAAAGCUUGGUUUUGUGUGUCUGAACCAUAUGAUGCUUUUAGAGUAACAAAAGGGUUACUUCAAGAAAUUGGCAUAAUGGUUGAUAACAAUCUUAAUCAGCUACAGGUCAAAUUGAAGGAAAGCUUAAAGGGCAAAAAAUUUCUUAUUGUUCUGGAUGAUGUUUGGAAUGACAACUAUAAUGCAUGGGAUGACUUGAGAAAUCUUUUUGUUCAAGGAGAUGCAGGAAGUACGAUCAUCGUGACGACACGUAAGAAAAGUGUUGCCAAGACAAUGGGUAAUGAGCACAUAAGGAUUGAUACUUUGUCUAGUGAUGUCUCUUGGUCUUUAUUCAAAAGACAUGCAUUUGACAACAUGGAUCCUAAUGAGCAUCUAGAACAUGUAGAAGUCGGGAAACAAAUCGCAGCUAAGUGCAAAGGAUUGCCCUUAGCUCUAAAGACGCUCGCUGGCAUGUUGCGCUCCAAACCAGAGGUUGAAGGGUGGAAACGUAUUUUGAGAAGUGAAGUAUGGGAGCUACCCGACAAUGGCAUCUUACCAGCGUUGAUGUUGAGCUAUAACGAUCUUCCUCUACAUUUAAAACAAUGUUUUUCCUACUGUGCAAUAUUUCCGAAAGAUUAUCCAUUUCGGAAAAAACAAGUCAUUCAGUUGUGGAUUGCUAAUGGUCUAGUACAGGGGCUGAAAAAAGAUGAAACAAUUAAAGAUUUAGGCAACCUAUUCUUUCUCGAGUUGCAAUCAAGGUCACUUUUCGAAAGGGUCCCAGAGUCUUCUAAAAAUAAUGCAGAGAAAUUCUUAAUGCAUGACCUUGUCAAUGAUUUGGCCCAAGUUGCGUCUUCAAAACUUUGUGUUAGGUUGGAAGAGUACCAAGAGUCUCAUAUGUUGAAACGAAGUCGACACGUGUCCUAUUCAAUGGGCUAUGGUGACUUUGAAAAGUUGGAACCUCUCUACAAAUUGGAGCAGCUGAGGACAUUACUUCCAAUCUACAGUAUCGAGCUAUAUCGUUCUUCUCUAAGCCAGAGGGUGUUGCAUAACAUAUUUCCAAGACUAACAUCCUUAAGGGCAUUAUCAUUGUCUCAUUAUCAUAUCAAGGAGUUACCAGAUGUCUUGUUUAUCAAAUUAAAACUCCUAAGAUUUUUGGACCUUUCUUUGACAGAGAUAAAGCAGUUACCAGAAUCCAUUUGUGUACUUUAUAAUUUAGAGACACUUCUCUUGUCAUCUUGUGAAUUCCUUGAGGAGUUACCGCGGCAGAUGGAGAAGUUGAUAAAUUUGCGUCACCUUGACAUUAGCGGCAGCUCUCGCUUGAUGAUGCCACUACAUUUGAGCAAGUUGAAAAGCCUCCAUGUGUUAUUGGGAGCUAAAUUUCUUCUAGGUGAUCCCAGUGGUUCGAGAAUGGAAGAUUUGGGUGAACUAUGCAACUUGUAUGGAACUCUAUCAAUUCGACAGUUGGAAAAUGUGGCGGAUAGAAGGGAAGCUUUGAAGGCAAACAUGAGAGGAAAGGAACAUAUUGAAAAGUUAUCAUUGGAGUGGAGUGUAAGUAUUGCGGACAGUUCACAAAAUGAAAGAGACAUACUAGGUGAGAUUCAUCCAAAUCCAAACAUAAAAGAACUUGAGAUCAACGGAUAUAGAGGGACAAACUUUCCAUAUUGGCUAGCUGAUUAUUCAUUUUCUGAGCUGGUGGAAUUGUCUCUAAAUAAUUGCAAGGACUGUUAUUCCUUGCCAGCAUUCGGCCAACUUCCUUCUUUGAAAUUCCUUUCAAUUCAAGGGAUGCAUCGAAUAAUAGAGGUGACUGAAGAAUUUUAUGGUAGUUCAUCUUCCAAAAAGCCUUUUAACUCUCUUGAGAAGCUUGAAUUUGCAGAGAUGCUGGAGUGGGAGCAGUGGCACGCACUGGGGAAUGGCGAGUUUCCUACACUUCAGGAACUUUCAAUUAAAAAUUGCCCUAAGUUGAUUGGAAAGUUGCCUGAAAAUCUCCGUUCGCUGAUAAAAUUGAAAAUUUCAAAAUGUUCGGAACUCAAUCUGGAGACACCUAUAGAAUUUUUAAGUCUAAAAAAGUUUGAAGUUGAAGGUUCUCCUAAGGUUGAAGUUCUUUUUGAUCAUGCUGAACUGUUUUUGUCUCAACUUCAGGGAAUGAAACAGAUAGUUGAAUUAGAUAUUUUCAAUUGUCACUCUAUUACCUCCUUACCAAUUAGCAUUCUGCCAAGCACCUUGAAGAGAAUAAGCAUAUAUGAUUGCAGGAAUUUGAAAUUGGAGACGUCAGUUAGUGAGAUGAUUUCUAGCGGAAGUGACAUGUUUCUUGAGAGUUUGACAGUAGAAGGAUGUGAUUCUAUAGAUGAGAUAUCACCUGAGUUGGUCCCAAGAGCACGCCAAUUGAGGGUAGAAAGUUGCCACAGCCUUACAAGGCUUCUGAUUCCCAAUGGGACUGAAGCUCUCAGCAUAAAUGGAAGGUUUCUUUUUCAUAAUAAAUGUGAGAAUCUUGAAAUACUUUCGGUGGCUCAAACGACAUUGUUGCGUACUUUGGAUAUUAUGCACUGCGAGAAGCUGAAGUCGCUGCCAGAACAUAUGCAGGAACUUGUUCCAUCUCUUAAGGAGCUAUUUCUGAAUAAUUGUCCAGAAAUAGAGUCCUUUCCUGAAGGAGGAUUGCCCUUCAAUUUAGAAGUCCUUAAGAUUUGGAAUUGCAAGAAACUGGUGAAUGGGCGAAAGGAGUGGGGUUUACAGAGACUCCCCUGUCUCACAGAGUUAACCAUCUACCAUGAUGGCAGUGACGAAGAGAUUCCUGCCGGUGAAAAUUGGAAGUUGCCUUGCUCUAUUCGACGAAUUACCAUACACAAUCUGAAAACAUUUAGCAACCAAGUUCUCAAAAGCCUAACCUCUCUUGAAUCUCUAUAUACUUAUAAUUUACCUCAAAUUCAGUCACUGUUGGAAGAAGGGCUUACCUCAUCUCUUUUUGAGCUUACAUUAGAUCGCCAUGAAGAGCUCCAUUCACUACCGACCGAAGGUCUUCGGCGCAUCACCUCGCUUCAACGUCUAGAUAUCAGGUUCUGCGAUCAACUCCAAUCUAUUACAGAAUCAGCACUGCCGUCUUCCCUCUCUAAGCUGGUCAUCGAGCAUUGCCCUAAACUUCAAUCUCUUCCAGUCAAAGGGAUGCCCUCUUCCAUCUCUGAACUAUCUAUUUACCGCUGCCCAUUGCUCAAAACACUCCUAGAAUUUGAGAAGGGGGAUUACUGGCCAAAUAUUGCUCACAUUCCCACCAUAAGAGUCGACGAGGAAUAUCUGUAAUGAUUAUAUCGAGUGGUGCUUUGAUAAAUGUAAGUUACUCUUUCUCUUUUUUAUCUCAACAACUUUUUAUUUUUGUUACUUCUCCAUGCUUGUUUUGUUAAAUCUUGUGAAGCAGUGUGGAGCUUAUAAUGCCAUUAUGAAGCCGAGGAAUCAUUUUCA
This is a messenger RNA of Nicotiana tabacum (common tobacco), 4191 nucleotides long. Lineage: Eukaryota; Viridiplantae; Streptophyta; Magnoliopsida; Solanales; Solanaceae. The record is from RefSeq and is a predicted model, not a curated record.